CUCAGUCACAUUGGAGCUCAGUCGUGCUUUUGUGUGUAUAAGAAGAGAGCAAAUUUGUUUCAAUUUUUUUUACUGAUAUCAAAUCAAAUUAAAUCAAUUAAACAUCAUAGAUUUUGUGUUCUGAAGAAAAUAAAAACUAAAACUAUGAAUUGGCUUGGAAAAGCGUUGACUGCAAUUGUGGAUUCUGAGCGUAACACCGAUUGUAAAUUUAUCAUUAAUGAUAAGGUCUAUUUAGGCCAUAAAUUGAUCUUCUCGUGUGCGUCCGAAGUCUUUGAGCGCAUGUGCUAUGGAAACUUUACCGAGGGAACGACUGGAGAGAUUAAGCUAACAGACGUGGAGCCCGAAACUUUCGUAAUGUUUCGAAAUUUUAUCUAUAGCGGCGACUCGCAGAUAAAAUGUGAUGACGUAGAACAAAUUAUAAAGCUACUCGAGUUCGGACAUAAAUAUCUUGUGAGCAGCAUUAAGGACGCCUGCGUUGACAAGUUGAGAAAUCGUUUAACUCGAUGCAACGUAAUCGAACUUCUGGCCAUAUAUCAAUGCUCGCACGUACUUUCGUGUUCCUCAUUAUUUAUUGAAGUCAAUUCAUAUCUUAAAGGGGAAGCAAGAGAAAUAGUCAACCAGGCGAACAUUUUUGAUUUUCCAGUGCACACAUUCAAGCAUUUAAUUAUAGAUCUUAAGGGAUGUAUUCAAGAGCUGCAACGUUUUAAUCUUAUUGAAGAAUACUUAUUGAAGAAUACGGCAACUUUAAAUGGCUCCAUAGUCAAAGAAUUUCUUGACUUAAUCUCUUUUGAAAAGUUCACACUUAAAGAUUUCUAUAAAGGACCCCGCAAAUCAAAGCUACUCGAUUUACAACGCAAGUACGAGCUAAUUAAAUUGUAUUCAGUUGUAUGAUGUAUUCCCGAGUUGGACCGUUUUCAACUUAUUGAAAAAUACCUUAAUUUGAAUGAUAAACCCGAAAUUCAAUCCCAUAAGGAAUUAUUUCUUGACUUAAUCUCUUUUGAAAAGUUCACACCUAAAAAUUUCUAUAAUGGACCCGGCAAAUCAAAGCUACUCGAUUUUCAACGCAAGUACGAGCUAAUGUAUUCUAUUGCAAAAGCCCGACACUAUUGAUAUUGACACAAUUAUUUUGUAAUUUGCACUAAGAUCCCAUACCAUAUAAUAAAGUUCAACAUGUGCGACGAUGCCCAGUAGAAAUUGUUUAUGUA
Molecule: messenger RNA, 1205 nt
Organism: Drosophila albomicans
Lineage: Eukaryota; Metazoa; Arthropoda; Insecta; Diptera; Drosophilidae
Product: kelch-like protein 40a
Exons: 2
Coding region: 145-891 (248 amino acids)
Molecular function (GO): protein binding
Source: RefSeq, a predicted model, not a curated record